AUGGACACAGCUUACAAGCUUGAGAUCUUCUUUAGCAAGCACUGUCCUAUUUUUGGCACCAUUUUCCAUAAACUUACUUUGAGGCAAUGCUUAGCAUAUAGGUGGAUUAUCAACUACUGGGGCCUAAAGCCACUGUUUGAACUGUGCUAUGCAUGUCUUCUUUCAUAUUGCAUCAUCACCAAUUCCAAUUUCUUACCCAUGGACCAAGGAAUAUGUAUUUCCAUUGCAUUUUUUGUAAUUUACAAGAUAUAUACUAUAUCAGAAUAUUUAUCAGCAGGACUGUCAUACAGAGCAUGGUGGAACAAUGAGAGGAUGUCGAGAAUAACACGCAUGAAUGCUGGUUUUUGUGCAUUUGUCUGCAUCCUACUGAAGCUGUUAAGAAUAUCUGACACAGUAUUUGACAUAACAAAGAAAGAUGUACCUCUUUCAGAUGAUGUUAGAGAUGAUAAGGAUGUUGGUAGGUUCACCUUUGAUGAGUCCCUAAUUUUCUUGCCAGGCACUACCAUGUUGUUGCUGCAAUUGACGAUAAUGUUUAUCAAGGUAUUGAGAUUGCAACCACUAAUGCCAACACAUAAUGGAAAUGGAGUGGGUGAGAUUUUUUGUAGUAUUUAUUUGAUAAUUUGCCUUUGGCCAUUUUUUAGAGGAUUAUUUGAGAAAGGGAAGUAUAGAAUUCCCUUGUCCUUGAUAUGCAAAUCAAUUAUUUUAACACGGUGUUUUAUACACUUAUGUAAAAGAACCAUGGAUGAUUAA
Messenger RNA from Vigna angularis (adzuki bean), 750 nucleotides. RefSeq names its product cellulose synthase-like protein H2. The record is from RefSeq and is a predicted model, not a curated record. Lineage: Eukaryota; Viridiplantae; Streptophyta; Magnoliopsida; Fabales; Fabaceae. Gene Ontology annotation, cellular component: plasma membrane; trans-Golgi network. The coding region runs from base 1 to 750 and encodes 249 amino acids. Gene Ontology annotation, biological process: cellulose biosynthetic process; plant-type primary cell wall biogenesis. The transcript is spliced from 3 exons. Gene Ontology annotation, molecular function: mannan synthase activity; cellulose synthase (UDP-forming) activity.